AUGGCCGAAAGGGACACUCGCACCGUCAGGGUCAAGAACAGAGCGCCCGCGCCCAUCCAGAUCUCAGCAGAGCAGCUGCUAAGGGAAGCCAAUGAACGUCAAGAGCCCGGUGCAAUUGCUCCCAAGCAGCGCAUUGAGGACUUUGAGGAGCUCUCCGAGUACAGAGGAAGGAAGCGCAAGGAAUUCGAAGAGACCAUCAGACGGACACGAUCCAACGUACGGGCCUGGUGCAAGUACGCCAACUGGGAAGCAAGUCAGGGAGAAUACGCACGUUCACGCUCCGUCUUUGAGAGAGCGCUCGACGUCGAUCCCCAGGAUAGAUCGAUAUGGCUCAGCUAUACCGAAGCUGAGCUGAAGGCGCGCAAUAUCGCUCAUGCGCGCAAUCUGUUUGAUCGCGCCGUGACACUUCUGCCUCGAGUCGAUCAGCUAUGGUACAAGUAUGUCUACCUGGAGGAAUUGCUCGGCAACAUUGCAGGCGCCCGACAAGUUUUCGAACGAUGGAUGGCGUGGGAGCCCAAUGAGAAAGCCUGGUCGGCCUACAUCAAGCUCGAGAUGCGAUACCAGGAAGCCGAGCGCGCUUCUGCUCUUUAUGAGCGACUGGUCUCUUGUCACCCAGAUCCCAAACAAUGGGUCAAAUGGGCCAAGUUCGAGGAAGACCGCUCCCGUCUAGAUCGGGCGAGGGAGAUCUAUCAGAUGGCGCUAGAAUUUUUCGGGGAGGAGGAAGAGCAGCUUGAGAAGGCACAAGGCAUCUAUGCUUCCUUUGCAAAGUUUGAGGUCCGCCACAAAGAAUACGACAGAGCGCGCGUCAUCUACAAGUAUGCUUUGCAGCGAUUGCCUAGGUCAAAGACGGCGUCGCUCUAUGGAGCGUAUACGACAUUUGAGAAGCAGUUCGGCGACCGCUCAGGUAUCGAGUCUACCGUUCUCGGCAAACGUCGGAUACAAUACGAAGAAGAAUUGCAACACGAGCCGCGCAACUACGAUACCUGGUUCGACUAUUCGCGCCUCGAAGAAGAUGCCUACAUCGCCUCGCUGGACUCGGGCGAAGCGGGAGAUCCAGACAGAGUGCGAGAGAUCUACGAAAGAGCGAUCGCUCAGAUGCCUCCAUCUCAAGAGAAGCGGCAUUGGCGUCGCUACAUCUUCCUCUUUAUCAACUAUGCCCUCUUCGAAGAGACUCGCACGAAAGACCUUGACAGAGCAAAAGACGUCUACGAUGCCGCUCUCAAAUUGAUACCCCACAAGAAAUUCACGUUUGCAAAGAUCUGGCUACUGUACGCCUACUUUCAUCUCAGGCGGCUCGACAUUGCCGCUGCAAGAAAAGUACUUGGGGCGUCGAUCGGGCUCUGUCCGAAAGCAAAGUUGUUCUCUGGUUACAUCGAGCUUGAGAUCAGACUAUGCGAGUUCGAUCGCUGUCGAAAGCUCUACCAACAGUUCCUGGCCUUUGAUCCUACGCUAGCGUCAGCUUGGAUAAAGUUCACAGAGCUCGAACGGGGGCUGGGUGACGAAGAGAGAGCAAGAGCGAUAUAUGAAUUGGCGGUCGAUCAAACCAGUCUCGAUAUGCCAGAACUACUCUGGAAGAGCUACAUCGACUUUGAAUACGAUGAGGAGCAGUGGGAUCUCGCUCGAAGGCUCUACGAACGUUUGCUCGAAAAAGCUAGCCAUGUCAAGGUGUGGGUCAGUUUUGCUCAAUUUGAAGCAACUGUCGGCAGAGCGAUCGCGGCUGAAGUCCAACCUGAAGAAGUCGAAGAGCCAACAGAGGAAGCAAGGGAGGCGAUCGAUGCCGGACUUAUUCGAGCUCGACAGGUUUUCGAGCGAGGCUACGCUGAUCUCAAGCGCAAAGAGCUCAAGGAAGAGAGAGUCGUGCUCGUGGAAGCAUGGCGCACGAUGGAAGAGACCAUCGGAGACGCAGAGGGUCUUGCCAAGGUGGACGCUCACAAGCAUCGCACAGUCAAGAAGCGCAGAAAAGUUGACGAAGAUGGCACGAUGGAAGAAUACUACGAUAUCAUCUUUGCAGACGACGAGGCUCAGGCGAAUCCGGCGAGCUUCAAGUUGCUCCAAGCUGCUCAUGCCUGGGCUCAGAAGAAGGCUGCUGCUGCUGCUGCUGCGCAAGCUGCUGCUGCUGGAGCUGCGUGACGGACAUGCAUGUAUCCCAUCAUUGCAUCACGCGUCAAAGAUUAUCCCAGAUCACACGACAGAGGAGUCGAAAUCUAUUUUGAUCGCGGGCGAUCGGAUUCGAUUGGGACGGACGGAUCUCG
Mixia osmundae IAM 14324 is the source of this 2252-nucleotide messenger RNA. RefSeq lists its product as uncharacterized. Lineage: Eukaryota; Fungi; Basidiomycota; Mixiomycetes; Mixiales; Mixiaceae. Gene Ontology annotation, cellular component: precatalytic spliceosome; Prp19 complex; post-mRNA release spliceosomal complex. The transcript has 12 exons. Gene Ontology annotation, biological process: mRNA splicing, via spliceosome; spliceosomal complex assembly. Gene Ontology annotation, molecular function: protein binding. The record is from RefSeq and is a predicted model, not a curated record. The coding region runs from base 1 to 2130 and encodes 709 amino acids.